Helianthus annuus (common sunflower) is the source of this 593-nucleotide messenger RNA. RefSeq lists its product as uncharacterized. The record is from RefSeq and is a predicted model, not a curated record. The coding region runs from base 236 to 487 and encodes 83 amino acids. NCBI's taxonomy places the organism in Eukaryota, Viridiplantae, Streptophyta, Magnoliopsida, Asterales, Asteraceae. The transcript has a single exon.
AUAAUGUGGUGAUCAAGCCUGUCCCAUUUAUACAUCAUAUAUCCUUAACAUCUAAAACCGUUUUUGCCCCUAAAAAACCAUCAACUAGAAGCCUACCGUUUCUGCUUCCAAAAAACUUGGUUCUCUUAUACAUUUGGCGCCUAUAUAUACCCCAUCCCUAUCUUGUGCUACUUCAUCAAACAAAUCUUACAAACAUUUUCAAUUAAGACUUAAAAAGUUUCAAUUUCAAGAUACAAUGAGUUCGACAUCAAGGGCAUGGUUGGUGGCCGGUACCGUUGGAUUGGUGGAGGCACUAAAAGAUCAAGGGUUCGCACGGUGGAACUACACCAUCAGAGCCAUCCACCACCACGCUAAGUCCAAUCUCCGUUCAGUCACCCAAACAAAGAAGUUGUCUUCUCCGGCUGCCUUGGCUUCAAGCAAAGCCAUUGACCAAUCAGAAGAGUCUUUGAGAAAAGUUAUGUACUUGAGUUGUUGGGGUCCCAAUUGAGGGAUCAGUUUCUUUUGUUUUUAGGUUAGGCAUAUAUGGUACAUGUAAUUAUGCAUGAUGUACUACCUUCUUAUUAAUCAAAUACAAUUUUGAUUAUCAUCAGAAA